AUAAAGUUAUUUAAACCAAAGUCAUGGGCCAUACUGCUCAGAUAUGAAACUAUUUGUGAACCAACAUGGAUAGCUUCAUAAUAGCCUCCAUUCAUCAGUUACAGCUUGAGAAUGGUGAUUACAUCCAAGCAAAGGCACUCCAUAUGGUUGUUCUCAAGUCCUUUCAAUCUCUCUCCAAAAUUAACCACAAAAAUUGCCCAUAGAGGCAUGGAGCCCUGCUAACAAUAUAUAUAUAUAUAUAUAUAUAUGAGAACUAUAUCUGAACCAUAAAGUUCCAAUCUCCUCAAGCUAACACAAAUAGCUCUCAGUAGAUAGGCUUAUAUAGAGACGAGAGAGACAAGCCAGGACAUUCUUAUAUGGACCAUGGUCGUUCCUGCGUCCUUUUAAACCAUUUCCCGAUCUAACCACCUUCCUUCAUCUCCAAUCCUUAGCAGCCUUCUUUCGUCUUCAUAAGCUCAAACAUCCACCAAUCGACACAUAUCCAUUCCACCCCACGAGUCAUUCGACAUGGAAUCCCUUUGGUGGCUUUGCUUCUCAGCCUCUCUUCUUCUCGUCCAACUUUGCACCGCCGGAGCACAAGCACCGGCGGUUGCACCCACCAUCCUACCACCACCGGUCGCCCCCACACCUCCAACAGCUGUGACACCACCACCCUCUUCAAGCCCGACAAACUCGCCACCUCCGGUCUCUACACCACCACCAUCAGUGCCACCGGCAUCGCCUCCUGUUCCAUUAGCGCCUGCAUUACCACCACCACCAGUAUUGCCGCCGCCACCGACAUUACCACCACCAACAGCUUCGCCACCAGCUAUAACUCCGGUGGUGCCACCGCCAGUGCCACCACCACCAGUGCCACCACCGCCAGUGCCAGCACCGGUGCCGCCACCAGUACCAUCGCCGCCAGUGACACCGCCAGCUACACCUCCAGUGAUGCCUGGGCCGGUACCAGCACCGUCAAUAUCUGUGCCGGCACCUGCUCCGGCAAAGCGCAAGGGGAAGCACAAGAAAAGAAGGCACAGAAAGAAGCAUGCACCAGCACCUGCACCGACCGUGCCAAGCCCGCCGGCGCCGAUUGCGCCCACGCCACCUGAUGAGUUGGAUGUAACGAGUCCGGCACCUCAGCCAAUUGAUCUGAAUGGAAGCAUUGCGAUGUUUGAGAAGGGAGGGAUGCUCCGAAACUGGGUGGGAACCAUAUUGGCUAUUUUUAUGCUGUUGAUUGUCUGAAGUUAGCACUGCUUGCGGCUCGGUAGAACAAUCUUCCAGUUUUGCUCAUAUUACAGAGGAUUAUUGUCUUCAUUGUUUUCCAGUUACCAAAUGCCAUCUUCAUAUUUAUCAUCACAUCUGUUUUUGCGUGUAAUAGAGAAAGUUUUGUUUUUGAACUAUGCAGUGGAAUUGAUUCAAUCACUUUGGUCCGCUUCUAGUGGUUGUUUUA
This is a messenger RNA of Phoenix dactylifera (date palm), 1432 nucleotides long. The record is from RefSeq and is a predicted model, not a curated record. Lineage: Eukaryota; Viridiplantae; Streptophyta; Magnoliopsida; Arecales; Arecaceae.